Molecule: messenger RNA, 5432 nt
Organism: Paramormyrops kingsleyae
Lineage: Eukaryota; Metazoa; Chordata; Actinopteri; Osteoglossiformes; Mormyridae
Gene: eif4ebp2
Product: eukaryotic translation initiation factor 4E binding protein 2
Biological process (GO): negative regulation of translational initiation
Cellular component (GO): cytoplasm
Molecular function (GO): eukaryotic initiation factor 4E binding
Source: RefSeq, a predicted model, not a curated record
GACUGUGCUGACGGCUGGGGGGAAGCGCGGACGGAGGGGGGAAAUUAAAAAAGAACGAAUAAGAAACACCCUAAAGUUCAAGCGAGAAACAAGAGGCGCCCCGAUCGUCCACCUUUCCUCCGGAUAACAACAGCGUCGCGGCUGCGGAAGCGUUAAAAGCGAAAUGUCGGCCCGUCGUCAGUACAGUGAAAGCCGAGCCAUCCCGACCAGGACGGUGCUGAUCAGCGACACAACACAGCUACCUCACGAUUACUGCACCACUCCCGGGGGCACGCUGUUCUCCACCACCCCAGGAGGUACCCGCAUAAUUUAUGACCGCAAGUUCCUGUUAGAUCGGCGCAAUUCGCCGGUCGCGCAGACCCCCCCGGCGCGGCUGCCAGCCAUCCCGGGGGUGACCAGCCCGACUCUCAUCGGCGACAACAAACAGACCGAAGCCACCAAUCAUGCGAACAACCACGACGGGAAGGCGACACUGGGCGAAGAUGCUCAGUUUGAAAUGGACAUCUAAGAAGAGAAGCUGAGAAGAUGCCUUCACCUAGCACCUGCUCGGAAGCACAGGGGCCUGUAUAGACCAACGCCUAUAGCUCUGCUGCUCCAUAGCUGCUCUCUGUCCUUGGUAGCUGGGUGCAAGUUCUGUCUAUUGGGUAGAUGUAGAACCAUAGGUCCCUCACAGUGCGAUAAAUGGGGAAGUCAAAUUUUUCAGGUCAUGUCACGGGCUAGAUUUUAGUGUCGUAUAAUGUAACGCGGCUCGGCUGAUGUGCUCCCUCUCCCCCCAGCCCUGAAUAUCUCACACAGGACAUCCCCAACCCCCCCCCCCCCCCCUGCCCCAAACCACACCACAGUGAGACCAACACCAAGAUCUGAGAAAUCUGCCUUACCAAUGCAAGCUGGUUUAAAAAACCAGUCCUAUCAUUCAUCUCUGGUUCACGAUUAUUGGUGGGGAAAAAAAGAAACUGAAACCCAACAUUGUAUAGGGUGAGAUGUUAUGGAGAGUUUUUACACAGCCGGAUGCCGUUAAGACAAAACUCUGCCAAGUUAAUUCGUUGAUUGCGAAGUGAUCUUAAUCUACUCUUUCUUCCACCUGCAUGCUUGGUUUCCCCUUACUGUACAGACAGGGUGUCAAUCACGGCAAAAUUCGUUCUCCAGUGUAGUCAGCAGCUUACAGCUAGCAGCAUAGCAAGGGUUCGGACAAUGGAAAUGCAACAUACCUGAAUCUUGGGCUGUAGGUCCUUAGUGUAGUGAUUAAGGAAAUCUGGCACGAUAUCCUGCAUUUAUUAUCAGAAAGAGCAGAAUGUUUGUGUCAUUCCAAGCCUAGAAUUUCCCUUUGACCCCCACAGACAUUGAGCCCACUGUUCAGUUUUCUGUUUGGAAUGGCUCCGGUAUUGUUAGGUGUGUUUUUUUUCCCUGGUUUUGCUGUCCAGGCAAUAACACCAGUGACUAUUUGCAGCAGAGUACGGCAUAACAAUGGUCCCAAAAUGGUCUGGAAAACAGUAGAAGGUAUGUGCAGUAUGUGCAACAUGAUUUUAAAAUUACACGUACCGAUGUAUUUCGAUAUGGAUUUAUUGAAAUUUUAAAAUUUUACCCUGUAUUAAAUUUAUCUUAUCUAUACACUGAAGUUACUGCAUUUGAAGUUUGACGCAUUCGAAGACUGGGGUCUAUUCAGUUUAAAGGUAGGCUCAAAGCUGUUUAAGUAAACACAGAAUAUAUAUUCCAGUUUAGCUUUAUUGAUUUAUUGAGGUUUUAAAAAAACGCUGUACUUCCAUCAGUGUGGAUGUUCAAAGUUUUGAUGGAAUUACACUAAAGACUAUUAAUUGAAUUCCGUAGAUGUAGAUGAACUGUAGAAAUCAACUGAAUCCAAGUGAUAUUUUUAAAUUUGGAAAUCUUAAGUAAAUUAGGCAUUAGAUACAAACAGGUUUGGUAUUAUUAAAAUUCACAUUUUGAUUCCAGCUUAUUUUGCAUAUAAAAUUGGGUUAAGAUGUAUAACAUGCAAUUUAAUUUUAAAUUGGUUGAUGACUGUUUCACAGUAAUUCCUGCAGUAUUCAUUUAUUUUCCUUCAAAUUCUAUUCCAUUUCCAUACUUAUGCACUUGUCUUCUAUUUUUGUUUGUCCAUUUUAAAGUGAGUUACUUUUUUUCUUUGAAAUAUGUCCAUUCCAUGUGCUGUAAAACCAUCGAAAUUGCUUUGAUAUUGUAGUUCAUUCUCAGUUACCAAUAUAAAUUGAUCAGGUCAGAGGUUGUGCUCAUUGUUUUACAGAACUGUGGAUAUGUCUCCAAAAUGAUUUAAUAUAAAAUAAUGCCACACAUUAGUGCUUGUCUGGGUUUUGGUUGCCUAGUUACCUACCAAGAUAGACAGAAUGUUCCAGGUUGUAUGUUGGUCUCCUCCCACUCAAAAAAAAAUAAAUAAAUAUCCAAAUUUAUGGUUUUACUUUGCAGUCAGGGAAGUGAACUAUGUCAUGUUUAAUUUGUACAAUGUGAACUAAGCUCCACCCUUGUAGGUUUACAGUAACUCGAUACAGAAAAUAAAAUGUAAAUAAUGUAUCUUACAUCCACCUUGAUGUAAGAUACCAUGGAUUCUGCAUCAUGCAAUAAAUGGCAAGCUACAAUUUUGACAAAUGAUACAUUUUUUUUCAAUUAAAUUAAACAUUGAACAAACCCUUUUAAAAAGCAAUGUUCUAGAAUCAUUAUUAAAAUACAGAUGUUUGAGACUUAAAUAUUGGGCCUUUUAUCAUUGAUGGCUGUCUGUGAUUUUGAAUUCGACCAUUGAGGCUUUAUUGCGUCACUUUCACAACUUUUUUUUAUAUUACAUCCCAUUGUUUUCUUCUCAAAGAAUUAUUUUUUUUUGUAGUUGAAUAUGUUGGAUAGUUUGUCAACUGGCAAAUCAUUGUUUUUCAUCCAGUGUGAUUUGCAUACUGUGCACAACUGAAGCAUUUUGAAGGCUUGGUAUUUCUUUUGUUCCUUGAGGAGCUCAGAUUAAGUGCAUAAAGCGUCACAUUCAACCCUGGGGAACUUGAUCUGACAGCAUUUUCGCAAUACCGCCAACUACCGGUGCACUGUGCUUCCUGUUCCAUAUUUAAAUAUUUCCCUUUUGGGUGUCAAACAGAAUUUCAGUUGUCACUCUAACACUGCUGUGCAAGAUAUUGCUUAGCUAAUGGUACAAAUUCAUGUUAAGUAGUUUUCUAAUAUUUUAAGAUUUCCUGUAGAUGCUGGCAUCUGAAAAUCAAGGGACAUUAACUGUGAAUCACCACAGGGCUGCACCGCAUAAGUGCUUGGAAGCUUGGAGGGAUUAACAUAAAAUUUUUCUUGGAGUGAUUGCCAUAAAAAGCUAAAUAAUACUGCUAUCCAGUAUAUGUAAACCCUGAAGAUUUCACAGAAUUAUACGCAUGCUUCUUGUAUUGUUCCCCCAAAAAAUGCUCCUCAAUUCUUGAACCCAUCUCUCAUUUUUUUUAUUCAGUAAACUCGUUUGCUGAACAACGGAUAAAAUGACACCUUAAAUUUUCUGACCUUUUUUUUCUCUUCUGUCAAAGAUAAGUCAGUCACUAACAUCACGAACCCGUAAAAUAAAUCAUCCCUUUUCAUACAUAAGCCAAGAAUUGUCCAGAACCUUGUCAGAUCUUUAGUGCCUGUCUAUUCUAACCCACAUGUUUCCUGUAGUUACGUCAUAAGAGAUGUGAAAAAUCUAACAGUCCCAGAAUUCACAUCCAAAUCUACUCCGUCAGUAUGUUUACAGGUAAAAACUUUGCAUGUAGUGUUUUGUAUUAUGUCACCUUCCUGCUUAUUUGAACUGAAAGAAGACAGAUAUAUUGAUUAUGUAACAGAUCUAAGUAUAUCGUGUCACUAGGUGGAAAGAUUUACUAUGUAUUAUAUAUUUUUUUUGCAGAUUUAAUGAUAAAUUUUAAAAGCACAUUUGAGAAUUUCUGCCAAAAUUAUCAUCAUAUAAUCAAUUUGUAAUUAAUCAACAUCUUAAAGAAUUGACAUGGUUAUAUAGUUUUACAGAUUCUUCAGGAAUACCUCUCAUUUGCUCAGAAAUGGCAGGCAGCUCAAUGGGUUGACACGCAAAAAUUGUAGCAGUUUGGCUUGGGUUGCAUUCAAAUUAAAGAUACAUAUUAUAUUAUGAACUACUGUAUAUUCAGUUCUUGCUGUGUAACAGUUACAUGAGUCACAUGACUUUUGGCAGCUGAGAUGUCAGUUGAGAUGUGAAUAUUUCAAAAUAGCAGCUGAAGUUUCUUAGCGUAUCCCCCAAAUUGUUAUAUUGAUGCCAGUAGUUUUGUAGUGUUUCCUAAUUCAGUCCUUGGGGACCCACAGCAGUCCACGUUUUUGCUCCAGAAGCUGGGAGGGGCAAAAAUGUGGACCAGAUGUGGGUCGCUGAGGACUGGCUUGGGAGAUACUUGUGUAUCUCUGCUUCGGAGUAUACUUCUGUUUACCUGUUUAUUAAGAACAGCAGCCUUGUAGUUCUAAAAUUAACAAAUUGUCUUAUUAGUAAAAAAAAAUAUCUUUAUAGAAAUAUAUAUUACACUUAACCAAUAAAUCACGCCACUGCAAAAGAGACAACUUUAAUCCACAGUCAGGGAUAUGAUGGAAGUUCUGUUGAACAAACUGUUUUAAUGUCCUUCGGCCGUAAAUACAUGUGGAAUAACUACCUCUUCACAGUUUUCUCCGCUAGAGCUUAUUGUGGGUAUAAAAUGGCAUUACAAAGCUUUCUGAUUCACAUUCUCAAUACCUGGAAAAGUAACAAGAUGCGUUUGGCUAUUCUGUAGUUGUAGUAUAAAAAAAAAAAUCAAAAAUAUGAUCAGAAAGCUCUCUGAGUUUAGCCAUUUACUGAUGCCGGGUGCAAAGGCUGAGAAAACAAGAACAGGGUAUUAUUAUAGAAGCUAUUGUGACACAGUGGUCUGAUACAUGGUUAUUUUUGCAACCAUUGUAUUUUUUUCCAAUAAUUGUCACUAUUGCCUCAGUGGAGUAUCAUCCAGUAUUAAUUCAUCAUCAUGCCCAUUUGCAACAGUUCAUUCUCAUUUAAAUACUUUGCUGUACUUGUAAAUAUUUCUAUCUUUCUAGAUCCCAUUGCUGCCUGUAAACCUAGGGCUGAGGACAGGAUUUGUUUGAGAGGCUAAAUGGGUAUAAUUUUCACACACCAAUAAUGAACUGCAUGCAGCAUAUAGAAACAUGUUAACAUUGUUGAAGACUCCGAUUGGCAUUCAGUCACUCGGCUGGCUUUUAAAUAAUUUAACUAACUUUCAGAAAGUAAGAAAAUGCUUCUCCAGUCACUAUAUCACUGGACAUGUCUUAAUUUCUGAGAAUUAGCAAAAAUUCUCUGCCUCAGAAGCAUAAAAUUUGUAUUUUUGUAUUGAGUAUUUGGAAGUGAUAUGCAGACCAGCUGGUAUGAUGUUUAUAAUAAUUAGUAAUUUCUUAUAAUCUGGGUUUUAAUGCCUAGUCUUCAAAAC